Messenger RNA from Vombatus ursinus (common wombat), 4366 nucleotides. It is a transcript of the gene ERAP1, whose product is annotated as endoplasmic reticulum aminopeptidase 1. Gene Ontology annotation, molecular function: metalloaminopeptidase activity; peptide binding; zinc ion binding. Gene Ontology annotation, cellular component: cytoplasm. Lineage: Eukaryota; Metazoa; Chordata; Mammalia; Diprotodontia; Vombatidae. The record is from RefSeq and is a predicted model, not a curated record. Gene Ontology annotation, biological process: proteolysis; peptide catabolic process.
UUUCAGACACCAGCGAUGCUCAAGGCAGGGGAGAGGGCAGCUACAACCUUUCCGGGCCUUCCCUCCUCUCUCUUGCUUCUACUUUCACUUUCAGUCCCCACACGUAGAGGCCUCAGCUGCAAAGGAUGCGCGGGACAGCGGGCCGCGGCCCCCAGAAACUCAGGGUCUGUGCCAAUAGGCGAUUUUAGGAGCAAGAACAAGAUGGCUUUUUUGCCACAUAAGUUACCACUUAUGACUUUACCAUCACUGUUAACUAUUUUGAUUGUGUGGACUUCUACAAGGUGCCAGAGCAUGGAACCAAACUCUCCAAGAGCUACUAAUGGAGCUCCAUUUCCUUGGAAUAACAUGCGACUUCCUGACUACAUCCUUCCAAUUCAUUAUAAUCUUAUGAUCCAUGCCAAUCUCACCACUUUGACAUUCUUGGGAGUCACUGAAGUAGAAAUCAUCGUCAAUCAGCCCACCAGUUUCAUCAUUCUACAUAGCCAACACCUACAGAUCACCAAGGCAACCCUCCAAGAAAAAAGCCAAGAUAAUUGGGCAGAGCUGCCACUGACUGUUCUGGAGUAUCCAUCCAAUAACCAAAUUGCACUCAUAGCCGGUCGACCCCUUCAGAUUGGACGUCACUACAUAGUUACCAUUGAAUAUGCUGCCCCUCUUUCUGAGUCUUUACGUGGAUUUUAUAAAAGUUCUUAUAGAACUCAGAAGGGAGAAGUGAGGAUACUAGCAUCCACACAGUUCGAGCCAACAGCAGCUCGGAUGGCCUUUCCCUGCUUUGAUGAACCCGCCUUUAAAGCUAGUUUCUCAAUCAAGAUUAGAAGAGAACCACGGCACCUUGCUAUCUCCAACAUGCCAUUAGUGAAAUCUGUGAAUAUUGCUGAAGGACUAAUAGAGGACCACUUUGAUGUCACUGUGAAGAUGAGCACUUACCUUGUUGCUUUUAUUAUUUCGGAUUUUGAGUCUGUCAGCAAGAUGACCAAAAGUGGAGUCAAGGUUUCUGUGUAUGCUGUACCAGAGAAGAUAAACCAAACAGGCUAUGCCCUGGAUGCUGCAGUAACCCUUCUGGAGUUUUAUGAGGAUUAUUUCAACAUUCCAUAUCCUUUACCCAAACAAGAUCUUGCCGCCAUCCCUGAUUUUGAAUCUGGUGCCAUGGAAAACUGGGGAUUGACAACGUACAGAGAAUCUGGACUGUUGUAUGACCCUGAAAAAUCUUCUGCUUCCAGUAAACUUGGUAUCACCAUGAUAAUAGCCCAUGAACUGGCCCACCAGUGGUUUGGGAAUCUUGUCACUAUGGAAUGGUGGAAUGAUCUUUGGCUAAAUGAAGGGUUUGCAAAGUUUAUGGAGUUCGUGUCUGUCAGUGUGACCCAUCCAGAGUUGAAAGUUGAAGAUUAUUUCUUUGGAAAAUGUUUUGAUGCCAUGGAGAUGGAUGCAUUAAAUUCUUCUCAUCCUGUGUCCACACCAGUGGAGAAUCCUGCUGAAAUUCGGGAAAUGUUUGAUGAUGUUUCUUAUGAAAAGGGAGCUUGUAUCUUGAAUAUGCUAAGGGACUAUCUUAAUGCAGAUGUAUUCAAAGCUGGUAUUGUGCAAUAUCUCCAGAAAUACAGUUAUAAGAACACCAAAAAUGAGGAUCUGUGGAAUAGUAUGACAAAUAUUUGUCCAAUAGGUGAUACACAAAAGACAGAUGGAUUUUGCUCAAGAAACCAACCUACAUCCUCACUUUCGCACUGGAGCCAGAAGGUUGUUGAUGUAAAAGCUAUGAUGAACACGUGGACGCUACAGAAGGGCUUUCCAAUGAUCACUGUCACCAUGAAAGGAAAGAAUGUCCAUAUGAAGCAAGAACUCUAUAGGAAGGGAACCAUUCACUCUGCAGAAACAGGGUACCUGUGGCAUAUUCCACUGUCAUACAUUACCAGCAAAUCAGACAAAGUUGAAAGAUUUUUGCUAAGAACAAAAACAGAUGUCCUCAUCCUCCCAGAAGAGGUAGAAUGGAUCAAAUUCAAUGUGGGAAUGUAUGGCUACUACAUUGUACAUUAUGAGGAUGAUGGAUGGGAAUCUUUGACUGGCCUUCUAAAGGAAAAGCAUAUGACAAUCAGCAGCAAUGAUCGGGCGAGUCUGAUUAACAAUGCAUUUCAGCUUGUCAGCAUUGGAAAAUUAUCCAUUGAAAAAGCUUUGGACUUAACCCUAUACCUGAAACAUGAGACUGAAAUCAUGCCUGUCUUUCAAGGUUUGAAUGAGCUGAUCCCUUUGUAUAAGUUAAUGGAGAAAAGAGAUAUGAGUGAUGUAGAAACUCAAUUUAAGGCUUUCCUUAUCAGGUUACUUAGGGACCUCAUCGAUAAGCAGACAUGGACAGAUGAUGGCUCAGUCUCACAGAGGAUGCUGCGCAGUCAACUCCUUAUGCUUGCUUGUAUACGCCAGUAUCAACCUUGUGUUCAGAAGGCAGAAGACUAUUUCAAGAAAUGGAAAGAAUCCAGUGGAAAUUUUAGCUUACCAAGUGAUGUGACCUCUGCAGUGUUUGCUGUUGGGGCACAGACCACAGAAGGCUGGGAUUUUCUCUUUGAGAAAUAUCGGUCGUCUUUGUCCAGUACUGAGAAAUACAAAAUUGAAUUUGCCCUGUCUACUAGCCAUGAUAAAGAAAAGCUUCAAUGGUUACUGGAGCAGAGUUUUCAGGGGGAUAUAAUAAAAACUCAGGAGUUUCCAAGUAUUCUUGGUUUGGUUGGCAGAAACCCAAAGGGUUAUCUCUUGGCUUGGCAAUUUCUGAAGGAAAAUUGGAACAGAAUCAUAAAGAAGUUUGAACUUGGCUCAAAUUCUCUAACAUACAUGGUGAUGGGAACCACAAAUCAGUACUCUACAAGAGAACGACUUGAAGAGGUGAAAGAAUUCUUCAGCUCUUUGAAGGAAAAUGGUUCCCAGCUUCGCUGUAUCCAGCAAACACUUGAAACAAUUGAAGAAAACAUACGCUGGAUGAAUCAGAAUUAUGAGAAAAUCAGAGUGUGGUUACAAAAAAGCACCAACUCAUUGUAACUUUUCACAUCUUGCCAGGUUCCUGUGAUCUACUAUAAUUACCAGAUUUUGUGAUAAAGGUGAAUUUACUAAGAAAAAAAAAGCUUUUUUGCUACAAGGUGGAUAUAUUUUCUAGCAUCUAAAAAAGAUGGUUUCUGGCUCAACUCCACUCAUUUUUCUACCCCCAUGACUAUUCAUUUCUCUCAGCAGGAUUAUUGACAUAGAUAUUUACAGGUGCCAAUGCAGUAUAAGCCUUGUACCAAAAUGUAAAGGAUGCUUGGUUGUUUUUCAUCUGAAUCCAGGACCUACUGCUAUCUACUAUGUAUUAAGACAAGUUUCUUCACCUGUAAAAUAAAGAUAACUCACACGCAACCUACCUCAAAAGGUUUUAAGAAAGAUCUUUAUAAACCUCACAUUGCUAGACAAAUCUGAAUAUGUAUGAAGCAUAUCUAUUAUCAUGUUUUUUCUCCUCCAGGAAGGAAAAGUGAGAGGAAUAUCAUGAUGAUUAUCUUGAAACUAGUAGGGGCUAGAACAAAUAUGGUCCAAGAUUAGAAUACAAAUUUAAUGUUAAAAAAAAUUAAGAGUUCCUAUUAAGGCUUAGCAUAGGGGUUCUUACCCUGGAGCAUGUGGACCCCCAGGGGUGAGGCCCUUGAACUUAAAUGGUAAAAAAUUACAUUUUUGUUUCAACAUAAUUGGUUUCCUUUGUAAUCUUUGUACAUAUGCUAUUUAAUGAUUUUAAAACAACAUUCUGAGAAGAGGUCCGUGGUACAAAAGGGGCUAAGAAGCAAAAACGUUUAGCUGAGAUUGAGCUGGAGUGAUGUUGCUUGGUGAUAAGGUGGUAGGAAGAGAGAAGCACAAAUGAAUUAAUUCGGUCUGACCACGAGUGCUGAAGCAGUUAGGAAAUUGUAAUGCCAAUGAAGAACAAUUAGGUCAAAGAAUAUUAAUUGUAUUAUCACUAAAUAUUUUAAAUGUUAAAGUAUUUAAAAUGUUAAAUGUUAAAAUGUUAAAAUACUGCAAGAUGACUGAAACUAGUUAAACACACAAGUCAAAAUGAAAACCAGCUGCCUUUGUAGUUUACAUGAAUUAAAAAAGAUACCUUGGAUUUCGUAUUAGAACAUAUUAGGCUUCUUAAUAUUUUGGAAUAAUGAUAUUUCAGUGGAGAAAGACCUUGAGAUGUAGUGACUUAAAAAAAGAGUAUUAAUGACACUUUUCUAGAUAAUGUUUCAUGAAGUUGCAUUUUCUGUUAUUUGAGAAAUUUAAUGAUCAUACUUUUCAGUUUUUUCUUAUUAAAAAAAACACAACCAAAACUAAUGAAAGUAAUUUUAAUGGAAAGUUUGUUGUUUUAAAUAAAAUCGGAUCCAUUUGAAUGAAA